Messenger RNA from Crotalus tigris (Tiger rattlesnake), 1153 nucleotides. Its product is annotated as GTPase IMAP family member 9-like. Bases 116 to 796 code for a protein of 226 amino acids. The transcript is spliced from 3 exons. NCBI's taxonomy places the organism in Eukaryota, Metazoa, Chordata, Lepidosauria, Squamata, Viperidae. Gene Ontology annotation, molecular function: GTP binding. The record is from RefSeq and is a predicted model, not a curated record.
GCUAUAAUAACCAAGCCAGACGGCCUCUCCUUCGGCUGAUUUAUUUUUUCUCUCUCUCUCUUUUGAUCCAUCACAUUCCUCUCGGCUCUUUUGGGCCGAGCCCCGUUGUCUGGAAAUGGCUGGAAGCAUCCAAGGUCCCGAACGGAGGAUCGUCCUGGUGGGCAAAACCGGCAACGGGAAGAGCGCGACGGGAAACACCAUCCUGGGAAGCCGCGUCUUCGAAUCGAAGAUGACUUCCGGUUCCGUCACCAAGUGUUGCCAAAAGGAGGAGACGCAGGUGAACGGUCGGAAGUUGGUGGUGGUCGACACGCCCGGCGUCCUCGACACUGGGUGUCGCAAGUCAGAAACGGCGGCCGAAGUGAAGAAGUGCGUGAAGUUUUGCAUCCCGGGCCCUCACGUCAUCCUGCAGGUGAUCCGCCCGGGCCGUUUCACUAAGGAGGAGGAGGAGGUGGCUCAGCUGAUCAAGGAGAUCUUCAGCCUCAACGCCAAGAACUACAUGAUCCUCCUGUUCACCCGGAAUGAUGACCUGGAAGGGGAGGGCCUCGACCAGUUCAUCUCCGAGGGGAACUGCGCCCUGAAGGAGCAGGUGAACCUGUGCGGGAAACGCUACCUGGCUUUCAACAACAAGGCCGAAGGGGCGGAGCGAGAGGCGCAGGUGGCCCAGCUGAUGGAGAUGAUUGACGAGCUGGUGAAGGAGAACCGGGAUGCUCCUUGUUACACGGAGGAGAUGCUGGCAGCCGACAAGGAGGACCUCAGGAGGAGAUGGAACCGUCCCCGGUGGUGUCCACUCCUUUAGGGGACGCCGGAAAAAAUCUCCAUGAAGGCAACUCUGCGAGCAAAGGGAGGGGAAGAAAGGAAGGCAACCUCCGGCAACCCAUUUAUCUCCGGGCUUCCAGGAGAAGGAGAAGGGGCGACGAGAGCGCCAACACAUCGCAGCCACAACCGGAGACGGCCUGGUGUUCUCUCCCCUUUCCCCACGAGGAACGGAACACCCGGGGAUUGGGCCGUGUGAACUGAGCGGAUGAACGAUUGGGGUGGGUUUUUUGCUUGGGACACUUUCUACCUAUCGAUCCGAGAGGGGAAACCCUCGGAUCCUGGCUUUUGGGCUUGCUAGCAACGUCUCCUAAUAAAAGUUCCUUUUGGAUGAAACGGC